AUGGCUUCGUAUCUGGAACUAUCGAAACUAUUAUCAUCUGUCGAUUCAAUUAAACCAUUAAUCAGGUUAGAAAAGAAUCUAAAUAAACUUAUUCAAAUAUGUGAGAAAAAUGAAGACGAUGAGGAAGAAUACGAAAAUACUGUUCAACUAGUAAACAAUUCGAUGAGGGAUCUUUCACAAAAUUGCUAUACCUGGUUAACAUCUAUUGAAUAUCAUAAACGUCAAUCAUUUUUCCAAGCUUUACUCAACAAAAUCAAUCCAUUACAAGCACAACUAAAAAAAUAUGUUGCAAUUAAGACCUUCAAUGAAUAUGAUGAACAAUUAUCAACAUUAAAAUUACUUUGUGAUACUGAUUUCAAUCAGAAACCAUUGGAUUUCGCUGAAAAAUGUCUGACAUAUAUGAACCUAUGGAGCCAUUUUGAAAGCCAAGUUAUUUCAUUGAUUGAAAAUAUAAAUCGAGUGACAGGAUUAGAAAAUAUGUUAUCGACUCAUUUAGAUGCAAUUAAAAAUGCUCGAAAAAGAAUAGUUAUUUCUUUUCUAGGCAGUUUAAAAUCUACAAAAAGCAGUUUGGUUAAUUUUCUUCUAGAAAGAGAAAUCUGUCCAACAGGAAAUGAAGCAACAACGGCUCGUCUAACAAAAAUUAUAUAUGGUGAACGAAUAAAACUUACUCGAGUAGUCGGUGGAGAUGCGUCUAAAUCUGAAGAUUUUUAUCCCGAUAAUUACGAAGAAUUAUUAGUUAAAGCAACUGAAUUUAUUAAAUUGCCAUCAGAUGAACGGUCAAAAGAGUGUAAAGAUGUGAUUAUUCUCGAAUUACCUAUGAAAGUAUUGAAAGGCGUGGAGUUAUGGGAUAUACCGGGUUUUGAUGAAAAUGAAACUAUUAAUAAUAGAAUAAAAGAGAUUCUUGAAGAUACCGAUUUAAUAUUUGUUCUCAUACCUCACCAAGAGAGUGUCAGAAUGGCAUUUCAAAAUUUCAUUAAACCACGGUUAGAAAAACAAGAAAAUGAUAAUACUAAUUUUGAACUUAAUGCAAACAAUAGAACAUCAGUUGUGUGCUUUAUUGUUACUCAAAUCGAUACUUUUAAGCCUAAUAUUCAAACAAAUAGAUCACGUGAUGAUGUAUUGGCUAACCUUUUUAUCACCCUGGGAAAAUAUCCAAAUAUUAAAUUCGAUGGAAAUGAUAUGAAAUCCUGUAACAAUUUUAUACCAAUGUGCACACAUCACCAAUUUGGUAUCAAAACGUUUUUAGAAUGUCGUCAAAUGUUUAUUGAAAAGUCUAGUCGGUGGUUUCAAAAUGCUAUCGAGCGCUUAGCACAUUUUCGCUUACGUUAUUUAUUAAAUGUAAUGCAACAAAUCAUUCAGUAUAGUGAUAUCAAACUAAAAUUUCAACAAUGUAAAGAAUUGCAACAUGCUGUCAAAAAAUGCUUUUCUCAUUUGAAAUCUGAAAUACCUGAAUUCAUUGCCGACACGUUAUCACCAUUUCAAGAAGAACUCCGUUGUAGUCUUCGCACAAAGGCGUCGAAGCGCAGUGAUAAUCCCGAGCAUUCACAGAAGUCAAUGCAGGAAAAACAACCAACAGAUAGUUUCAAAGAGAGACUUACGGAUAAAUUCCAGGAAAUUUUAAAACAAAAGGAAGAAGUUAUAAACAUUCGCUUUCAUGAUUUUCUAAUGAAACAUUCGGCAUCCUUAGAACUGAAUCCUGCAAUAGCACUGCUGUAUGAAAGUAUAAUAACUGAAGUAUCCUUGAAUCCAUACAAACUAGGUAUUGGCUUUUUCGAAAAUGCUACUCAUCUGAAUACGAAUGUAGAAUAUUAUCAGCGCUGGGGUGGUCUAUCACUCCUCGGUGGUUAUAGUGCGUAUAUUGGUGCAGUCGUUAUUAUUGAUACGGCUCCUGUUGCUGCUCCACUUUUGCUUGCGAGUGCGCUAGGAAUGCUAACUCUUGGCCUGAUAAAUGUGCAAUGGUUUGACCAAGCAGAGAAGAAUUGCAUCACGAGUGUAAACGAGGCAAUGCAUAAUCAUUUAGCGGAUAAGCUGACAACAUUUUCCGAGUCACGUCUCCAAAUGAUCAUUGCCAAGAUCGAUAAAAUGAUGAAUGAAUUAACGUCGUUAUCAGAUGUACAAAUACAAGCUUUAACCAAAUUUACGAAUACAUACAAGUUGACAAUGAACAAACUCUAUCUGAACUUACAGAGCGAACUAUUCAAAUUGAAAUAUCCAGAAUAUGAAAUUUCUGAGGAAAAAUUGAUCCCACGUACUUUUGAAACAUUUCGCACAACAUUAUUCCUGUCGGAUAAGACAAGAUUUGAUUUAGCAGCAGCCAAGGUUCCGCUUCAGCAAUUUGACAUAGAACAUUUUCAUUGUUUGAAACAACUCAACCAUUCAAAUAUUGGCAAAUAUUAUGGCAUUUUAAAGUGCGUGUCUGAAGAAGAUUUUUAUUACAUAAUUAUAGAUAAAAUGGACGGCGAUUUGAGCACGGAUGGUCAAAAACAUUUAUCAGAAAUGAAGGAGAACCAAAUUUCAGAUAUUUUAUAUCAGAUAACUGAUGCUUUACGCUACAUUCAUGAUCGAUGUUUGAUACACAGUAAUGUGAAUCCAGCAAAUAUUUUCUUCAAAAAACUCGGUGAUCAAUUUUCAUUUUAUCUCGGAAAUUUUUCUUACGUGCGUUUUGAUCCGAUGAUUCCAUGUGGCACCUCUAAGCAUACUGCACCUGAGUUUACCGAUCGAAGUUUAGGACCAGUUACUCAUAAAGCAGAUAUUUAUUCAUGGGGUGUCACAAUUAAAGAGCUGGUGGGUUGCGUACCUUAUAAUACAGUUUCCAAUAGUGAGAAACUCAAUCGAUGGCUAGGAAUCGUCGAUCAUUGCAUGAAAAGGUGCCCAGCAGAUAGGCCAUCUUGCAAUAAAAUUCUAGAAGCAUACAAGUAA
Messenger RNA from Adineta ricciae, 2919 nucleotides. The record is from the annotation of a GenBank genome assembly. NCBI's taxonomy places the organism in Eukaryota, Metazoa, Rotifera, Eurotatoria, Adinetida, Adinetidae.